AUAGAAACUGCAAGAGAUAAACAACACCACAGCAUUUUCUUCCAAGACUAAAAGUUUCCUCACAAGCAAAAAUAAAGAACUAUGUUUAACUGGGGUUCUCAACUGGGGUUCUGUGAGCCCUUGCCAUAAGAUUACACAAUGGUGGGAAAAGUUUUAUCAGACUGGGUACAGAAGACUGGCCUCCAGAGGCUGGGGCUUGCCUGGUGCCCUUCCUAUAAAAGACAGGAACAGAGCUGAGGUCAGUUUGCUAGGAUCUGGCCCCAGGAGGGAAAGGGCAGCUGACCUGUUAGAUUCAGGGGAUGGUGAGGGUCCUGCUGCCUACUGGAAAUAGGGCAAUGGGUGAACCAGUCACCCCCGGAAGAAUGGGGAGUAAAGAGGACUGUCAACCUCUGCAAACCCAGUGACAGGGGAUCUGGGGCCAAGGGACUGAGAAGCCAGCUCCUGAGAGCUGGGGCUUAGAGAGAUACUGUGCAGUGCCCAGAGAGAAGCGGUGGGGGCUGCAACAGUAGGUAGGGGCAUUGGAGGGCUGUGUGUGGGGGCAGCCAGAGAGGUGACUGGAGCACAGAGGCUGCAGUAGCGGACAGGGGAGUUCAGGCAGUAGGUAGGAAGCUUAGGGCGCGGUUGGAGAGGGGGCCGCAGCAGCAGGUAGGGCGCCUGGGACCUGGGAUACCGCCUAACACUCUCCACAGCUUCAAGUAAGGACACACUACGCAAUUUGCGUAACCUCAGCUGUAGACUAGAAGACGGCUCUACAGACAUAGCGUAUUCCCCGCACAGAAGGAGGAGAAUGCUCUGCGCAUUUUGCGUACCAACCGUCAGUAGUCACUUGCCACUGGAGAGAGGACUACACCCCGCAGAAGACGUAAGUGCCUUGCGGAAUAGCCGUAGCUUGUGCCGGUUGUAUAAGCGGGUGGACUUUACUCACAGUGGGCGGGGUCGGUUAUGUUUCGUUGCUGCCCGCCCCUGCCAUGGCUGCUCCAAGCACCACUAGUCUCCUGCGAGCCGCCGCGGCCUCAUCCCGCCGCUGGCUCUUGGCCGCGUCUCGGGGAGCCGCAGGGAGGCCAGGCGGGGACUGCGUUGCUGCCCGUUCACCGGGCCGGUUCUUCGGCGUCUCCGCCCGGGCGCGGCUCAGCUCAGAAGAAGAUAAAGUAACUGUCUACUUCAUAAACCGUGAUGGGGACAAACUAACAGCUGAAGGGAAAGUUGGGGACUCGCUGCUAGAUGUUGUUGUUGAUAAGAAUCUAGACAUAGAUGGAUUUGGUGCAUGUGAAGGAACAUUGGCCUGCUCCACUUGCCACUUAAUCUUUGAAGACCACAUAUUCCAGAAAUUAGAUGCAAUUACUGAUGAGGAAAUGGACAUGCUGGACCUAGCUUAUGGACUGACAGAAACAUCUCGUUUGGGCUGCCAGAUCUGCUUGAAGAAAUUUAUGAACAACAUGACUGUUCGAGUACCUGAAGCUGUUGCUGAUGCUAGACAAUCCAUAGAUAUGAGCAAGAAUUCCUAAAAUAAAACUUGUUAGGAGCUUUUUGUGACAUUUUAAACUAUUUUUAUAACUUAUUUCUGAAUGUUUAAAGUGAACUUGCAUAAUCAUGGGAGUUAUUUUUGACUAUCAGUGUUAAUUCUGUUUUAAUUUUCUUUAUGGAAUCACUUAUUUUAAUUCUUAAAAAGAAGUAAUACUUUUUAACAAGCUGAAGCUGAACUGUAAAAUGUUGACCAAAUUAGACUUGGAGAAGUCAUUAAUGAAUUUAUUUAUGUAAAGAAGUAUUUUUUUUUUCUUUUUCAGCUGUAUUUGAAAACCAGACUUUUUCACUAAAAUAGUGAUUUUUUUUUUUUUAAUAGAUUCAAAACCAUUUGGUUUUUAGGGUUUCAGGCCUAGAAACAUUAGGGUGCUGGACAGAUGACAAAUGUAGCACAGACUGUUUUUCUGUUUAAUUCUCUGUGCAUUUCAUGUGGUGUAGUAGAAACAAGAAUAUCCAAAGAGAGCUAAUUUGCUGGUUGAUGGUAUGGUGCUUUCACAGCAACUGGAAGUGUAAUUAGGAAGACGAGUGGAGCUGGCAUAUCCUAAAUCUGGAAAUCUUGAUAAAAUAUGACACAUACGUUGAGAUAAUGUUUCUGUCCAGUCCAGUCCUGCUGCUGGUAGUGUCUUAAUACCUGAUAAAAGCAAUUUUCUUAUCUUCCCAUUGCCCAUUAUGGGGCUAGAUCCUCCUUUUACUGUGUGCAUAGGAUUAAGCCCUUACUAAAUAUUUGACCCUUUCUAGAUUCCCACCCACCCUAGUAUGGUUUAAAAAAAAAAUCUGAACUCCAUGCUUUUAACCAUCAUUGUAUACCUUUUCAGUUUUCAUGGCAUACAUUAUUAGGGGUGUCAACUACCAUGAAAUAUAAUGGUCAUAUCAUUAGCGUAUAAAGUCAUUUUUAGAUUUGGAUGAAAUCUUUAUUUUGUAUAUAGCUGAACAUUAAUUCACAUUUGACUACUUAAGUAUAGUCAUCAAGUACAGUAUCUGAGCUGUCAACACUGGCCCCUAGAUUUUUUUAUGUGAAAGGGUUAUUCAUGUUUCAUUUAUAUGUGAAAAAGAAUUGCUUCUCUUAACUAUGCAGUACCUAUAACUCAAACUUAAUUUUCUGUCUGUCACCCAGAAUUGACUAAAUCCUUCUACACUUAGAGUGAAUCAACAUCUUUUUACAUACUCAAGGAAUUCCUUCUCUUCUAAGUAUUUCAAAAACACUCAUUCUACUUCUGAUUUCAAGGGUGCUCCUUUACACUACCCAUUUCUUAUUAUACUGAUUCAUGUUACCUAAUCCAUUUUUAAUCUAUGUAGGACUUUACCCCUUAUUCUGUAUGUUCUGGUGAGAGAGCUCAUUUACUUGGAUUUUCAAAAAAAUAUUUGGUUGAGUGGUCUGACGAAACACAGGAGGAGUAUAUUCAUUCUGAAGCCUCAUUGGGACAUAAGCAGAACAAAAAAGAGGUAAAUGAAGGAAAUAUAUUGAAGAUAAAAUAUAAAUAGAUAUUGAGCUCUGUCUUUUCAUCUGAUACUGCUCUGUGAAUAACAUUGUAGGAUGGUGGGAGUGUAAUAUCAGAGAGAGUCCCACUGUCUCCUCUCUGAAUUCUUUAUGUAAUGCAGUACUAUCACUUUAAAUACUUUUAAGAUUUUAUUUUAUUGAAUAGCAGCUCUUUACACUUUGACUAAGAACACACUAGCAAUUCAGGUCACUAGAAUGGUGGUAGUAUAACAAACUGCAUCAUGUGCUGUAGAAAACUGAACUUUUUAGUAGGUUUUAUUUAUGGUGAAAGGCACUUUUCAUUGUGAUGACCUCAAAGCACUUAAACACUGUGAGCUAGAUUCACAAAGGGAUUUAGGUGCCUAACUGACACUUUAGGUGGCUAACUCUGAAAUGUAGGUUCCGCAGGUAGUGAGAAAGUUCUGCUCACCUGCUACCCAACUCUAAAGUGCCUAAAUUCACUUGACACCUACAUUUCUGCAGAAAAAGCUCACUAAGUGUCUGUCUGUGCCUCUGCACAUAUAUACUGCAGCUUUCCAGCAGGCAUCAAGACACCUUUCUCCUACCUAAGCUGCAGUGUGAUGCGCAAACCAGGGGAAGAUAGGCAUUCCUCUGCCGAACUGGCAUGUAGCGCCUGAUCCAGUAGUUUUACUGGAUCGUGCCUUGCAGGCGAGCUCACCUAGUUCCACAUAAGAGGUGGGAGGGGGUGGCAGAGAAGGAGGGCUUCCCUCAAAACUUUUAACCCAAUGGUGAGGAUACUUACCUGGGAGGCAGGAGACCUAAUGGGUGAAAGGUGUGAACAUAAGCCCAUCACUGUCCAACAUUAAACAAUGUUAAACAAGGUCUAUGGUUUCGUAUACAGAGACCUCAGCCUGCUUAGUACCAUGACAAACAUACCAUUAAACAUUCUUUUUAUCUUAAGGAAAAACUAUUAAAGCAUUUGAAAUAUAAAGUAUUAAGUAAAGCUUUCAUUUUAAUCUUUCUUGUUCCUUUUCCCUGGAGAACGUUUUAGACCUUAGAAAGGAAUGGUGCUAGUACUGAUCUCUAUGGGAGGCCAUUGUGCAGACUCUACAUUUUUGCUAACCUGAAUUGAAAGAUCAUGGAACAGUCCAAAAACAUUGACCUAAUGAGUAGAAAUGUCUUGUCACAUUGAAUUAGGUUGGAUAGCAUCAGAAAUGAGUCCUUGUGCAAGAGUUUCAGGCUGAUGACAAGUUGAUAAAAGCUGUGGGCGUUUUAAGCUUCUGCUGGAAGCCAGCCUCAAUGUAUGUAGUCAGUACAAGCACUGGUUCUUAGCAGCUUUGUCCUGCCCUGCAGUGUUUCUUUUCAGGGGGUCUUGCAGGCUCUAGGAUGGGGGUCAGCCUUACCAGUAUCGUCCACUCCAGUAAUUUGUAUUACAUGUUGCAAGAUCAUUUAUGCCAAUGACCUGGCACCACUGACACAGGCUGCAACAUUCAAGGAAGUGAAAUACGUCCUUUUUGCUGCUCUGAAGGGAAUGGAAAAUUUACAUAUGAUCCUCCAGUAUCGAACCCAAUCCAUCAAAAAAUGGUGUCAGCUUUCCAUCUCAGCAGUUCUGAAGCUAUGAAGAUGCAGAAUGUAAAUUGCUGUGGCAAAGUAAUUGCCCAUGAUCCUACCUCCACUACCUCAAAGUCACUCUCAAUCACAGCCUUACCUAUCAACAACAUUUGAAAUAGGUAAGCUAUAAAAUGAAGAGUUGCACCAGUAUCAUGCAAAAGCUAUCUGCUUCUAGCUGGGUUCUUGGAGCUCGAAUGCUAUGAACAGCAACGCUGUUUAUUCCAUGUCCAAGUACUACACACCUAUUAGGGGAGGACAUUUGGAUACAGACCUUGAUACCCAGGUAAAGGGGGCUGGCAUCCUGAAGUCCAUUCUGCCUUGGUUUUAAGUCCUCAUGGACGUCUUCGAACUGUCUGGUGACAGCUGGCUAUGUAGCAUGAGUACGAGAAAGCUCUCACUAACCAAAAGCUGCCGCUUCAUGACAACCUUGUUCACUUGCUUUACGCUUGAUUUAAUGCCACCAACCCAUUCUGGGCAGCUGAAGAAGCUUUUUUUUUUUUUUUUUUUCCACCUAGCUUCAACUCAGAAUACAGCCGGUGCCUGCAAUGGGCAGUGAGUGAUGUAAACAACCAGCACCUCAUAGAUGAUCCCACUGAUGAACUGCCUGGUUUCUUGUUCCACCAAAGACAGUGGAUGACCAUCAACUGUAUUAGGAUGUUCCAUGGAAGAUGUGUGCAUCCUGUGCACAAAUGGAGAAUUGAGGAUUUGCCACAGUGUGAAUGUGAAGACCUCCAAACCAUCAAACAUUGUGAACAGCUGCUUCAUCUUUUCAUUUCCAAGAGCUCUAGGAAAGUUGUACUCUGCAUCUCCUGAAGCCCUUGAAUGAAUUUCUAGCCUUGCUGUGAACUUGUAAAUGUUGCUAUGAAAAAAGUUUUGGAAGGAAACCUCCCCUCCACUUGUUUGACAGUCAGUGUCAAAGAUGGUAAUUGUCUUUUUGUAUAAAAGAGAAGAAGUUAAUGAGCUGGAGCUUGUAGUGGGGUGAUAUUAUCUGAAUCCCUCUUUCUGGCCCAAUCUAGUAAAGAUGUUCCUCAGGAUUAGGAUGCAGAAGGUCAGGGGUCCCAAGAGACAGUAGGGGGUGGCAGCCAGCUCCAGGAGACUGCUCUUCUAUAUUCCCCCUCACCCCAGCCUCUGAAGUCUUUGUGGACCCAAAACAGGAAUGAUGGGAGGAAUAGCCCAUCCCCUCAUUAUUUUGUCCACCUGUGAGGUCUUAAUAUCUGAUGCACCAAUUUUGAUUAGUCAAUUUCCAGUUCCACAUCUUAUCUUUUUACCAAGCAUGAUUUCAACUGAGUCCUUUAAUCGUAUCAAUUUGCCCUUUUAUUUGGUUGAAUUAAUUAGUCUCUCUGCUUCUCUUGCCAUUGUUUAUAACAUUCAUUAGUGAAAGCAACUUGACCUGUUUUCCAUCAUCAUUUGUUAUAGGUUGUUUCAUCUUGUUAACCCACAAUUUGGACAUUAGGCACUCCAAUAAUGAUUUGCCUACAAUUAUGCAAUUUAUUCCAUCCAAAUAGGUAAUAAGGUGGUUGCCCACCCUAGGAUUAUUACCAGCGGUUUGCCUCCAGCCUGCAGAGGACUCCGUUAAGCAGGCUAAUCCUGCUAUUCCCUUGGAAGGACACGGAUACAACCUUCCACUCAAAGGAUUGACAUGCAAACAGCAAGUCUUUGAAAACACAGUAUCAUUUUAUUUAAAGGAAAUAAGCAAUUACAAUAUAUUUAAUAAAGCAAGAAAAGAUAGUCUAUCGGAUAUUCUGGUGUGGGGCUCCCUCAGUCCCUCCUCUGGAAGCUGUUCCACUUUGGAUAGUCAUGGGAGUAGGGAAACUGGCUCCCCUGGGUGAGUGCUCUAACCAUCAGACUAGAAAGUCAUUCUCAUGCUUGCAUAUGUCCACUUGGACAUUCUGGCCCAGUGACUCAAAUUAUUUAUCCAGAGUGGAAAAGCUUUAGCAGCAGCGAUUGAGGCAGCCCCGCAUCAGAAUAUCCUGUAACCCAGUGAUAGGAGACUUACCUAAGAAGUGGCAGAUACUUCUCUGCAAUGGGGGAUGGGGUCCUUCCAUAUCCAAGAUGAAUAUUCUAACCACUAGGUUAAAAAUUAUGAGAGCUCUUCCUCCUCUUCCCCACAAGAGAGUGUGCACAGCUGACAAUCCCAGCAGCUGCAGAUGCCUCCAUCCAGCCUGAAUUUAGGUGUUGAACUCCCUUACCUCAAGGCUUAGGCCACACUCUCUUCACAUUGGCUAGUUUAGGCCGGGUGCUGCUUAGUGUGCUGGCUUUUGUGAAUCGUAUGUUCCCUCCCUUCACUGCAUAGGAAAUCUGUGUGCGUAAUCGGGCACUGUGAAUCCCAAUGAUUUUCCAGGCAUCAAAGAUAUAAGCACGGUGAUGAUCAGUCUUGCAAUGUCUGAGUCCCUUUGUGAAUCUAGCUCUGUAUCACCACACGAAUGUGAAACAACGUCCAACUGUCUUUGGUAUAGAUAGAGUAAGGCUGUUCUAAUGUGUUAGCACUUCACAUGAAGGCCUCCUGCAGUGUGGGGUUGUUUUUUUUUCUUUUAAAUUUUGUAGAAUAUGAUCAUGGGAGGAAUUCAUUCAGCAGAGAAAGGCAAACAGAAACCACAAAGUUCAUUUUGGCUUCUGUGAGUGUCCUAUGUUGUAUAGGAGUGUGGCUCUGAGGAAUUGACGUGUAUUUGAGAAAAUGCAUACAGCUCCUAGCUGUACCUGAUUUCAGUUGUCAAAAAUGAUAUGCAAAUAAAUCUUAUUUUAUACCAAU
Molecule: messenger RNA, 7319 nt
Organism: Chelonoidis abingdonii (Abingdon island giant tortoise)
Lineage: Eukaryota; Metazoa; Chordata; Testudines; Testudinidae
Gene: FDX1
Product: ferredoxin 1
Biological process (GO): P450-containing electron transport chain
Cellular component (GO): mitochondrion
Molecular function (GO): electron transfer activity; 2 iron, 2 sulfur cluster binding
Source: RefSeq, a predicted model, not a curated record